Arabidopsis thaliana (thale cress) is the source of this 1680-nucleotide messenger RNA. RefSeq names its product RNA-binding CRS1 / YhbY (CRM) domain protein (gene LOH1). Lineage: Eukaryota; Viridiplantae; Streptophyta; Magnoliopsida; Brassicales; Brassicaceae. The coding region runs from base 577 to 1446 and encodes 289 amino acids. Gene Ontology annotation, cellular component: chloroplast. The transcript has 2 exons. The record is from RefSeq and is marked reviewed. Gene Ontology annotation, molecular function: RNA binding.
CGAGAAGAGGCAGAGUCAGUUAAACACCGUCGGCGAGAAGAAAUGGGGUUUCUGACGGCGGCGAUUAGGGUUUCGACAUCAGCAGCCUCAAUGCUUCUACGCCGUAAAUCUCGGCAGCUAGGGUUCCUAGCCUCCUCCUCGCCGCUUUUUUCCAGCUUUAAUUCCAUGAAUCGCACUAUCAGCUCGUGUAAUAUUGUGUGCAAGGUUUUGCAUAAGGAAUCUCUUACUAGACCAAUGUGGAACGUUAGCUUCUUAAGAUCCUCUUCGUUUCAUUCAACUCCAGCUCGUGAGACCGGUGAUGAUGACAUUAGCAAAUCUGAGAACAGUUCGAGUCAAGAUGGAGACAGUUGUACUAAAUUAAAGAGGAAGAAGCUGAAAGGUAAGCGUGCGGUUGUGCGGUGGCUAAAGUUUUUCCGGUGGAAGAAAAAGAAAGAAUUUGAAAGAAUGACUUCUGAAGAAAAGAUACUUAACAAACUAAGAAAGGUUAGAUUGUUAGUGAUGUAGACCAGCAAAAUUCUAUUAUGUUCGUGUUUAUAUCGGUUAUUUUCGCAGGCUCGAAAGAAAGAGGAACGGCUUAUGGAGACGAUGAAGAAGCUGGAACCUUCAGAGUCAGCAGAAACGACACAUGACCCUGAGAUAUUGACUCCAGAAGAACAUUUUUAUUAUCUGAAAAUGGGUUUGAAGUGCAAGAAUUAUGUUCCUGUAGGGAGACGUGGGAUUUACCAAGGAGUGAUUCUGAACAUGCAUCUUCACUGGAAGAAGCAUCAGACGCUACAGGUUGUGAUCAAAACGUUUACACCUGAUGAAGUGAAGGAGAUUGCUGUUGAGUUAGCGAGGUUGACUGGAGGGAUUGUGCUUGAUGUACAUGAAGGUAACACGAUAAUUAUGUACAGAGGGAAGAACUAUGUGCAACCUCCUACUGAAAUCAUGUCGCCGAGGAUUACUCUUCCGAGGAAAAAGGCUUUGGAUAAGUCUAAAUGUAGGGAUGCGCUUCGUGCGGUUAGGAAGUAUAUUCCGAGGCUUGAACAGGAGCUCCAGUUGCUUCAAGCACAAGCUGAAACGAAGCGGGAUUACACGAAUGUGAAGGUUGAUGAUAAUCAAGAGAGGUCAGAAGAGUUGAAGAAGAUUAUAGAAAGAAGCGAAGAGUGUUUGGAGGAUGAGCAAGAAGAAGAUGAAGCAGGAUUAGAACUAGCGACGGAUUCAGAUCUUUCGGAUAUUUUUGAGACUGAUUCGGAAUUAGAAGAUGCGAAAACAGAGCGACCACUUUUUCUUGAGGAGUUUGAGAAAUUCCCAGCUAUAAACAACAGAGAAGACGAAGACUUUGGGGAUCUCGGGAAGGCUAAAUCAGAAGGUGAGGAGAAUGAUGAUGAUAAGUCACCAAACUUUGAUGAAGUAGAUAAGAUGUUUCUUCGGGCUGCUUUUCUUUUAAAGAAGAAAAGACGAUGAAUAAUCAAUCAUCAGAGAUUCCAUCACAAUGGGUACAAGUAAUGGUUUUGUUUAGCAAAGUCACAAGUAUUAUCUUCUUUCUUAACAUGCUCAAAGCUUUAAUUCUGUGAUAUUUAUAAAAUGUGUUUAGGAGAAGUAGCUUCAACUUCAAAAUUUUGGUGUGAACGUAAAGCUCCUAAGUAAGCUUAUGCUUGUCAAUUCGUUGAAAAUCAUGUUUUUGAUAUAGCAAUCCAG